ACUCUCCCAACAUUCAUCAAUUGCUCCCCCAGCAGGUCAGCCAGCAGGUCAGACAGCUAGAGAACAGCUGGACUGAAAAGCAAUAUGACCCAUUCCGCCUCCCCUCCCGUCAACAACGCCCCCCCCUCUUCCCCAGAUAUCUACAAUGCUAGCUCCAUUGCUGAGAUCCGAGCGACGCUCACGCACCUCCACGAUCAAGAAGCCUCGGUAACAGCACGGCUGGACGCCCUGGUUGCCUCGCAAAAGGACUUCUCCCGGGAACUCGGACGGUUGGACCUACUCCGCGCCCAUCUGGGUUCCCAAACCAGCACCACCCGAGCAAUCAGCCACGGGAUGCUCGCGGACGCCGCCACCACCGCCGAUCGGAUCUCGAGUGCCGUGCGCCGCCUGGAUCUGGAACAGUUCCGGGUCAAGACAACGCUACAGGUCGUGGAGCAGGUCUCGGAGCUGAAGGCUUGCGUGCUGGGUGUUGCUGGGUCCAUGGGCGCGCCUCAGGACUGGGAGACCGCCGCGACUUACUUGAAUCGAGCGGCGAAGGUGCCACGCGAAGUGGUGACUGGGAAAUUUGCCGCCGAGAUGGUCCCCACCGCUGAGGUGCCGGAUCCGCCCAAUGUGACUUUGGAGAAUGCCGCGGAGUCGCUGUGUGGAUUGUUUUUGAGGGAGUUUGAAAAGGCCGUCAAGGAGAAUAAUGGGGCCAAGAUCACCAGGUUUUUCAAGUUGUUUCCGUUGAUUGGGCGCUCCGAGGUUGGCCUGGAUGUUUAUGGGCGGUAUGUUUGCCAGGGUGUUGCGUCGAGAGCCAGGUCGAAUUUGAAUGCGACAUCUGCGGGAGGAGCUGCUGGUGGAGCUGCGCAGGUGCAGAAGGACGGGUUCUUCUAUGCCAACACGCUUACGAAGCUGUUCGAGCAUAUUGCCCAGAUCAUUGAUGGGCAUGGAGGACUGGUGGAGCGGCACUAUGGGCCGAGGAAGAUGAAUCGCGUGAUUGAGCGGCUGCAGUUGGAGGCUGAUGUGCAGGGGGGGAUCGUCCUGGAUACCUGGAGUGAUGAGAGGCAGGUCGAUCGCAAGCUAAUGGAUAUCAAAUCCUAUGCGUUUACCUUCUUGGUGCAGAGCUUUCUGCCGCCGCAACGAAGUGCGACGUCGCGGUCGAAUUCUCCAGCUACACGGGACAGUAUCGAGGAUGAAGGGGUUGAUAUGAAGGAGAUAGAUGGGCUGCUGAAUGAGAUGGCCGUUAUGCUGGGACGGUGGUCACUCUACUGUCGAUUCCUGGCAGAAACAUGCAACUCCACCGACGAUGCCGGCGACGACGAGAAAAAGAAAAAGAAAAAGAAAAAGAACAAGGAGUUUACGCUCCCCCAGUUCCUCCACGAAUCAACCCUCUCCAAGAAAAUUGGAGACCGUCUGAUCUCCCCCUUCAACUCCAUGACGACUUUCUUCUUCCGCCGCUCUGUGGAAAAGGCAUUCCAGCUCGACGAGCAACCAUCCGGUCUUACCUUAAACCCGCAGCGUCCAUUGAAGGCAAACCCGCCGCACAUCACCUCCGCCGUCGACGAUAUUAUGUACAUCGUCAACAAAGUCCUCCAGCAGUCCCUCGCAACAUCCCAAAUCGCCGUUGUCACCAGCGUCGUGCCAACGCUCUCCCGCGUGCUGGGCUCCGACUUCAUCGGCAUGACGCAACGCAAGAUGCGCGAUGAGUGCUACCCCCGCGCCACCCACCAGGGCGCUCCACCGCCCGAACACAUCGUGAUCUCCUUCCUCGUGCUGAUCAACAACCUCGACGUCGCCGUCGACUACAUCCGGCGCAUCGUGCAGAAUAUCACCGAGGCCAAACAAACCAUCCCGGGUCCAGACGGCCAAUCCGAAGAAACCGACCAGCUCCACACGCUCUUCCCCUCCGCAGCGGAUGCCUCCCUCGUCGCCCAAACCCUCCAAUCUCUUUCCUCUAGCUUUGAAGCAAAAGUCACCGACCUCCUCUCCGACGGCAUCCAAGUCGUCUUCAACAACCUCAUCAAGCACCGUCUCCGCCCGAUCCUCUCGGACGCCUUCCGCGACAUCGACUACCAACCCGGCACAGACUCCGCCCCGACCUCUACGUCCGCCAAUACAAACAACUACUACGAUUCGGACGACUCCACAACAGCAACAACCAACACCGCCGCCCAUCUCCAUCACCAUCACCAUCACCAUCACCACCACGACCCAGACGACCCAGACAACCCAGACGACGACGACGACAACACCCACAAUCUCCGCGCCGAGGUCGUCCGCCCGCGCUUCAGCUUCAGCUGGACGGAACUGCUCCUCCCGUUCUCGCGAAUCCUCAACCCGCCAGCCUUUGACCGCCUCCUCGGCGUCACAACCGCUUACCUCGCGCGCCUGCUCGAGAAGCGUCUCUGGGCCUACGCCGGCCGAGUGAACGCGCUCGGCGCCACGCGACUCGAGCGCGAUGUCGCCGCGCUUGUUAGCGCCGCCGUAGACGUGGGCGGGGGUAAGCUCGGUGCUGGGCACGGUAGUGGGGCGGGCGGCGGGUCAUCCGGGCCGGUCUUGGUUUCGGGCCGGUACAAGCACCGCGAAACCUUUGCGCGAUGUCUACAGAUGGGGCUUGUGCUGGGGAUGGACGAGGAUGAGUGGGAGGAUGUGGUGCGGGGCGGGGAGACGGUGGAAGUAGUGGGGAAGUUGAGUGCGGACGAGAGGAGGAGAGUUAGGGCGAUGGUUGUGAAGCGGUAGUUUUUUUUUUUUUUCUAUUCUAUUCUAUUCUAUCCUAUAUUAUUAUAUUAUUGUUGUUGAUGUUAGAGAUACAUAAAGUAGAUUCAUUC
Molecule: messenger RNA, 2810 nt
Organism: Aspergillus ochraceoroseus IBT 24754
Lineage: Eukaryota; Fungi; Ascomycota; Eurotiomycetes; Eurotiales; Aspergillaceae
Product: Golgi transport complex subunit COG4
Exons: 2
Coding region: 85-2721 (878 amino acids)
Source: RefSeq, a predicted model, not a curated record